UUCAUCUCUUUAGAUACCAGUGCAUAUCUCAGAUAGAGAGAGAGACAGAGAUGGGGGUGCCCUCGUUUUUCAAAUGGCUGGUGAACAAGUAUCCCAAAGUGGUGGUCAAAGCUAUCGAAGGUCAGAGAGAGGAGUCUCCAAACCCAAACCCUACUAACUUGGAGUUCGAUAACUUUUAUCUUGACAUGAAUGGGAUCAUCCAUCCUUGCUUCCACCCAGAAGCAGCUGACGAUGAUGAUGAUGGACUUUUGCCACCAGCAAAUUUUGAAGAGGUGUUCAUCAAUAUUUUUGAAUAUAUUGAUAUACUUUUCAAUAUUGUUAGGCCACGGAAGCUACUAUACUUGGCCAUAGAUGGAGUUGCUCCAAGGGCUAAAAUGAAUCAACAGCGAAUGAGGCGCUUUAAGUCAGCGAAGGACGCUGAGUUCGCUGAAGUUGAAGAAGAGAAGCUGAGAAGACAGUUUGAAUUGGAAAGCAAACAAGUCCUACCAAAGCAGCAGUCCGAAGUAUCAGAUUCUAAUAUAAUAACCCCCGGAACUGAAUUUAUGCAUAAAUUGUCAAAGGCUCUUCGAAACUAUAUCAGUUUACGUUUGAGCAAUGAUCUAGGCUGGAGGGACAUCGAGAUAAUUCUGUCUGAUGCCAAUGCUCCUGGGGAAGGUGAGCACAAAAUAAUGUCAUUCAUACGCUCACAGCGCAAUCUUCCUUCAUAUGAUCCAAACACGCGCCAUUGCUUAUAUGGACUGGAUGCUGAUCUUGUCAUGUUGGCUUUGGCGACGCAUGAGCUUCACUUUUCCAUAUUGAGAGAGGAUGUUCUACAUAAUGAACAGCGUCAUACAAACUGUGAAUCUAUUCGAGAGAAAGGUCCAUUUUCAGGAAAGUCAGAUAACAAAAAAAGAUCCAUGCUAAAAAAGCCCUAUCAGUUUCUUCAUGUUUGGAUUUUGAGGGAAUACUUGGAGCUUGAUUUGAAAAUUGACGACCCACCCGAGAACUUUAAGUUUGAUCUUGAGCGUAUAAUUGAUGACUUCAUCUUCAUGUACUUUUUUGCGGGAAAUGAUUUUCUGCCCCACAUGCCAACUUUGGAAAUUCAUGAGGGUGCAAUUGACUUGCUGAUGACUGUCUAUAAGAAAGAACUAAAAAAUCUUGGUGGUUAUAUGGUUGAUAUGCUCCGGGUCAAUGACAAGAAAUCAGGGUACAUCAAGCUAUCCAGAGUUGAGAAAUUCAUCCUUCUUGUUGGUUCUUAUGAAGACAAAAUUUUCAAGAAAAGAUCAGAACUACGUGACCGUAAACUGAGACGUCUUUGUUAUUAUAAUGAUUCUCUAGAGGACGAAGUUGAUACUAGAAGUACAAUUACUGGUUCGAGCAAUAAUCAGGUAUUCCUCAGUGGAGAAGAAUUGGAAGUUUGGUCAGAUGGAACGUCUGACAUUAUGCAUUCUCAAGUUGUAGGAAAUACAAAGGAGUUGAAGAAAAAAUUGAAAGAUAACAUCAGAAGGAAAUCUGAUCUGUUCAAGAAUGGUGAUUUGGGGACUGACAAGGUCCGAUUCGCUGUGGGAGGCUAUAAGGAAAGAUAUUACAAAUACAAAUUUUCUGCAGAAGGUCCAGAGGAUAUUGAAAGGAAAAGGAAGGAAGUAGUAUGUCUAAUUGCCAUGGUUAAAUGCUACACUGAAGGACUGCUCUGGGUUUUAUUGUACUAUUUUUCGGAGCCCCCAUCAUGGACAUGGUUUUAUCCUUUCCAUUACGGGCCAUUUGCUUCAGACCUCAAGGGCCUCGGUCAGGUGAAAGCGAAGUUUCAUAAAGGUUUCCCUUUUAAGCCUAUUGAUACUCUCAUGGCUGUGUUACCUCCAAGAAGCGCUCAUGCACUUCCUAAAGAUUAUCAGAAACUAAUGACUGAAGAGAGUUCCGGCAUUAUUGACUUUUAUCCUACUGAUGGAUUUUUUUCUUUAAAUGUUCCAUUGGGUGAAAAAUGGCGGUUUGGGAAGCUGAGAGUGGGUUGUCGGGAUGACAUGUAG
Molecule: messenger RNA, 2003 nt
Organism: Malus domestica (apple)
Lineage: Eukaryota; Viridiplantae; Streptophyta; Magnoliopsida; Rosales; Rosaceae
Source: RefSeq, a predicted model, not a curated record